Molecule: messenger RNA, 2079 nt
Organism: Manihot esculenta (cassava)
Lineage: Eukaryota; Viridiplantae; Streptophyta; Magnoliopsida; Malpighiales; Euphorbiaceae
Product: amino-acid permease BAT1 homolog
Exons: 5
Coding region: 213-1883 (556 amino acids)
Biological process (GO): amino acid transport; transmembrane transport
Cellular component (GO): membrane
Molecular function (GO): transmembrane transporter activity
Source: RefSeq, a predicted model, not a curated record
CAAUGAUCCUGUUUUCAAGCCACUAUAGCUCACAGCUUCAUGACUAUUGCAACAAUUAGGGUUGCCUGGUUGACUUGUGACAAUGACUCGUUUAAACAAUUAGCCUCACUUCUUCUAUAAAUCAUCUGACAAACAUGGGAAACGUUUCUAUACAGCGGCUGUUGCAGAGUUUCUACUCUCUCUCUCUCUUUCUCUAUUGAUCUUCUUGCUUCAUGGCUCCAAGUGUACAUGCUGGCUCGCCUCCUACAGUUCUGGAAAUUGAUUCUGGAGAGAAACGUCUAAAUGAGCUCGGAUACAAGCAAGAACUCAGAAGAGAAAUGACCUUGUUGAAGACGCUUGCAAUUACAUUCUCGAGCAUGGCAGUUUUUACUGGAACACCUCUAUAUGGCCAAAGCCUGCUUUAUGCAGGACCUGCAAGCAUGAUCUGGGGAUGGCCGGUGGUCACAUUCUUCACCUGGUUUGUUGGAAUAGCCAUGGCUGAAAUUUGUUCCUCUUUUCCAACCACAGGUUCGCUUUACUUUUGGGCUGCUCAUUUGGCUGGACCCAGUUGGGGGCCUUUUGCAUCUUGGUGCUGUGCCUGGCUCGAGACCAUUGGUGUAAUUUCUGGGAUUGGUGCUCAGGCAUAUUCAGGAUCACAGGCACUGCAGAUGAUCAUUCUUUUGUCCACUGGAACAAACAAGGGUGGAGGCUAUUUUGCUUCAAGAAGUGUAUUCUUGUGUAUGUAUAUAGGCUUUACUAUGAUAUGGGCAGUUCUAAACACUUUCGCUUUAGAAGUCAUUGCAUUCCUCGACAUAAUCUCCAUGUGGUGGCAGGUUUUCUAUAUAAUUAUAAUUUUCCAUGAAUUUUCUCACUUUAUAGCUGAAAUAUAUAUGUCUUUUCGAGCAGUUUCAUUGAUCUUGCAGGUGAUAGGGGGUUUAGUUGUUAUAAUAAUGCUUCCUCUGGUAGCAAAAUCCACACAGCCCGCUUCUUAUGUGUUCACUCAUUUUGAAACAUCACCUGAAUCAACUGGGAUUAGCAGUAAACCUUAUGCAGUAAUUAUGUCUGUGCUCCUCAGCAACUACUGCCUGUACGGCUACGAUGCUGCAGCUCAUUUAACCGAAGAAACAAAAGGGGCUGACAGGACUGGUCCUAUAGCCAUCCUUUCCAGCAUUGGCAUCAUCUCGGUUUUUGGAUGGGCUUAUUAUUUAGCUCUUACUUUCAGUAUCAAGGAUCCUAGCUAUUUGUACGAUGGGAACAAUGAGACUGGAGGUGCACUAGUUCCAGCACAGAUAAUUUAUGAUGCAUUUCAUGGAAGGUAUCAUAAUUCAGCAGGCGCUGUAAUUUUCCUAUGUAUCAUCUGGGGAUCCUUCUUCUUCUGUGGACUUUCAGUGACUACAAGUGCUGGCAGAGUGGUCUAUGCUCUAUCAAGAGACAAUGGGAUUCCAUUUUCACCAGUAUGGAGAAAAAUACAUCCAAAAUACAAGGUUCCAAGAAAUGCAGUGUGGCUAUGUGCAGCCAUCAGCAUCAUUCUUGGGCUACCCAUAUUGAAGCUUGAUGUGAUUUUCACAGCCAUCAUAUCAAUAAGUACAAUUGGAUGGGUUGGAGGGUACGCUGUUCCAAUAUUAGCGAGGCUGAUGAUGGAUGAGAAGAACUUCAAACCUGGACCAUUUUAUUUGGGCAGAGCAAGAAGGCCAAUUUGCUUGGUAGCCUUCCUGUGGAUUUGCUAUACUUGUUCAGCAUUCUUAUUGCCAACAAGCUACCCAAUCCGAUGGAAAACUUUCAACUAUGCACCAGUUGCUCUCGGGGUGUGUUUGACACUGAUAAUGCUUUGGUGGGCAUUGGAUGCAAGGAAAUGGUUCAAGGGUCCUGUAAGGAAUAUCGAUAGGCAGCAUGGAGAUGCUUAAAUGGAUUUAAAAUGAAAUGGAAUUAUAAGAGCUUGAUGAUAAGGCGAAAACAGCGUCCGCAGCUCUAUAUUCUUGGUGACAGGCCAGAGGUCUGAUUUUCCAAAUAUUAAAUCUAAUUAUUCCUAUUUUUAAUGUUGUUUGAGAGAUUUUUGAUUUUUGAAAAAAAAAAAUUCCAAGUAAUUAUUGAAAGAGUAAU